AUGCAGUACUUUGAGACAAGGAUAGUUGGCUUCAUAGUCGUCGGUCUUUUCAUAGUCCUCUCGCUAGUUUGGAGUUUUUCUGAGGAGUCCAAGGCUGUAGUCGAAUGCCCUGCAACAAAACCGCAUCGGCCGUCCACUUAUCAUUCGCACAAAGCAACUCUUUCCAAAAUAUUGCACAGCGAAGACUUUAGAAAUGCUUCUGUUGAAAAAUUGCAGGCUGCCAUCAGAACAAGGACUGAGGUUUAUGAUGACGAUCCCAUACUUGUUGAGGAUGAUUUUACGUACUGGUCAAAAUUCGAAAAGUUUGAACAACUGCUCAAAUCCACAUUUCCUCUAUUUUACAGCAAAACAUCCCUUCACAAGGUCAAUUACCAUGGCUUGGUGUAUAUUUGGGAGGGCAGUGACUCGUCCUUGAAGCCUCUGGUUUUAAUGGCUCACCAGGAUACAGUGCCCGUCUCUAAUUUGACUCUCAGCCAAUGGAAACACGAUCCUUUUAGUGGUGACUACGAUGGAGAAAACGUUUACGGUAGGGGCAUUGCAGACUGCAAAGACCAACUUAUUGGAUUAUUAGAAGCUGCAGAAGAGCUGAUCAGUAACGAGUUCUCGCCAAGAAGGACCAUUAUCUAUUCCUUUGGAUUUGAUGAAGAAGUUGGAGGCCCGAGAAACAAAAAUGCCGAAUGGCUCGAACAGAAAUUUGGCAAAGACUCCAUGUAUGCGGUUCUGGAUGAAGGAGGAGUUAAUCUAGACACCAUUCAAGGAGUCAAAAUGUCUGUUCCAGGAACGGCAGAGAAAGGCUAUAUGGACUUGAAAAUCAUCCUAGAAACCCCAGGAGGGCAUUCGUCAAUUCCGCCUAGACAUACUUCAAUUGGGAUUAUGGGCGAAAUGAUUGUGGAGCUGGAAAAAUCGGAGUUUCCAACGUAUUUCACCAAACAUAAUCCUGCGUUCUGGGAAUAUGUCUGCGUUGCAGAGCACUCGCCCGAGAUGCCUUCAUCCGUUAAGAAAAGUAUUCUGAGUGCGGGUCACGAUCAGAAGGCCAACGAGAUUGCAAGAAAUUACAUAGAUGUGGACCUCGGCAAGGGAUUUGUCGUCAAGUCAACAAGGGCCAUUGACAUCAUAACCGGAGGAGUCAAGGCAAACGCUCUUCCUGAAUAUGUGGAACUCACUAUGAACGUGCGGAUUGCCAUGGAGGAGACUGUAGACACUGUGGUUGAUAGAAUUAUAGCUACAAUUGAGCCAGUUGUUGACAAAUAUCAUCUUGGCCUUGCAUCUGAUUUUAAUGGGCGUCAGGAACUCAAGCCUAGCAGGCCAGCCGGAAACUGUCUCCUUAAGGUAGUUCAGGCAUUUCCUCCUGCUCCGCUGACGCCCACUCAGGGCAACCAUUGGGACAUAUUUUCCGGAACGAUCCACCACGUCUAUGAAGAUCUUGUGGCUCCGGACUCAACGGGCCUCAUUGUUGCUCCGGGUAUAGGUUCUGGAAACACUGACACUAAGUAUUACUGGAACCUCACAAAACAUAUCUACAGAUACAGGCCAGGUUUGUUGCCGGGUGUCUACUCUAAGGAGCAUGGAAUCAAUGAGUAUAUUCCAAUGGACUCUCAUCUGCACUUGAUUGUAUUUUAUUAUGAGUAUAUCCUGAGUGUCGACGAGACGGACGAUUGA
Molecule: messenger RNA, 1659 nt
Organism: Ogataea parapolymorpha DL-1
Lineage: Eukaryota; Fungi; Ascomycota; Pichiomycetes; Pichiales; Pichiaceae
Product: Gly-Xaa carboxypeptidase
Exons: 1
Coding region: 1-1659 (552 amino acids)
Cellular component (GO): fungal-type vacuole lumen
Molecular function (GO): metallocarboxypeptidase activity
Source: RefSeq, a predicted model, not a curated record